Molecule: messenger RNA, 4862 nt
Organism: Seminavis robusta
Lineage: Eukaryota; Bacillariophyta; Bacillariophyceae; Naviculales; Naviculaceae
Source: the annotation of a GenBank genome assembly
UAUCCGUAAAACGAGUUUCAAAGAGAAAAAGUGAGACCGACCAUGGUGUUUGGUUGGAACUUGCAAGAGAUCCAAUUGAACCAAAUCUGCAGUGCUCCAGUGCUUGGUGCUUGGUGCCUAGACUACUAGUAGUUUGCUUCCUCCAAUACGUAGUAUAGAUAGCUUGCUUUGGAAGCAAGUGGAGUAUUGUGACUGUCCCAGUCUACUCUAGUAGUGAUCCUUAGUCAGGUCCGAAUUUUUGGUUUGAAUCUAUCUGUCACAUACAAGGCAUUCCGGAGAGUGUUCCGUGUUGUGAUCCGGUUUGCCCGUCACGAUUUGAGUGUUUCAACUGCUAUUAUUAGGCAUACAUACAGUACAUGAGGGAGGAGUGAUCAUCAUGCCGGACGACAGCGAUAUCAAAGUCCCACCACCUCCCAGUUUCACUGACAUUAUAGCUUGCGGAAGCGUUAGCAGCACGCCUCGAGGUCCCUUUGUCUUUCAAGACUCUCCUCGAUCCGAUCAAAGUAGAUCUACUAGUAGUGGCUACAAUAAGAAAGGAUCCCACAGCAUCUUUACUACUACCAAACGGGACACUAGUACUGCGGAAGACAGCUUGGAACACCAACACAGCUUUUUACCUCGUGGACGAUCCAACAAUUCCUUUCCACAUCCACUCCCGCCCAACAAUACACCCGUAAGACCAAAGGUUACCUCGCCGUCUCGCUCCGUGGGAGACAUUUCCUCCUUGACUUCCAACUCGGCUUCUGCGUAUACCACCAGAACCAGCAGCAGUGACACUUCUUCCUUUUAUGCCGAAGCAGCAGCAUCGCCACCAACCGCCAAAGCACUCUCUCCGUUGCGGACCUGUAGUAAUACCAACGCCAACAUCAAACCCAAUCAACAACGCUGGCACAAACACUUGAACGCUUCCAACAGCAAACCGUUGGAACUGGAACAAUCCGAUACGGACAUGUCCAAUUUGACGACCGGUAGUGACAGUACCGAAAUGGCAAACACAUCAUCAUCCUCCAAUAAUUUGAUUGCUCGCUAUCUUCCUUCUUCUUCCAGCAAAGAAAACAACAACAGUAUGCCACCUCCAUGGAACUUUUCAGCCGCCAUUUCCUGCAUACCAGAAGAACAACAACAAGAACGAGUCAAGAAGACCACUAUUGAUUCGGUUGUUCCUGACACUAAGGGAUCCCCCACCAAAUGUACCACUGUGUGUUCCUCUGUUCCAUCUCCACGAUCUUACCGAGAAAGAGACAAUGGGAUGGACAAUUCGUCGUUUGCCAAUACAUCCAUGGCAUCGGGAUUCCAAUCCGAAGGAACGGGAUUUCAAAGUGAAGCCACCUGGGUCAUUCGAAACACCAAUCCCAACAAGCCCCACACUUUGAGUAUUGGAGGCGAUGCCGCCAGUGAUGUUGUAGCAAGUGGAGGAAGUUCGGUACAUCCCUUGCCCAUUCGCAGUUUGCCAUUGCCGCCAUUGUCACUUAUACCGUCAGGACGAGAAUUACUAGAAUUGCCAAUGUCCAAUAUUCCAGAAAACAACAAACAUCAUCGCAGGAGACAAAAGAAGAAACUGUGUCGUGGAACACAAGGACUCAUUAUUGCAUUGUUGAUUGCCUUGUUUGUCUUUGGAGUCAUUACAGUGGUGGUGAGCUUUAUUCUGUCGCAACGGCAUGCCAAGGCGGACCCCGUUGCAAUAGAUACUGCAUCGAACGAUGACGACACGGUGGGUGUGUUUGCACCCAUCAGCAACGACGAUGACAACCCGUUCAUACCGGAUGCCAGCAACAGUAAUAAUGAUACCUUGGCCACACAGAUGACGGAUGAUUUCUUUGGUGGUGGAGCAGCAGCGACAAAACCCAGCAUGGCGCCGUCGGAGGAACAAGAUGCACAAUUCGCAGAUGUCGUGGAAGAGUUGAUUCUCAAUGCCGUCCCAACGACGAGUCCAACAGUUUCGCCAACAACAGCCAUUCCAUCGUCCACCCCCACAAUUAUACUACUAGCUCAGACUCCUGCGCCCAGCAAAACACCCACAACGUCACCGCAAACGCCAGCUCCAACAUUUCCUCCCACGGGAACUCCAUCCACACAAAUACCCACACCAGCUCCAUCCACAGACAGUCCAACCCUGUCGCCCACGCUUCCACUUCCAUUGCUGCACCCGGAUGCACUUUUGCGGCAAGAAGCACAACUUGCCGGAGAAGCUCAGGGGGAUGCAUCCGGAUCCUCCAUGGCACUCUCGGGGAAUGGCCGGGUCUUGUUUGUCGGUGCACCCAACGCCGCCGAGAAUGGACUCGAACGAGUGGGUCAUGUUCGUGUCUAUGAACGAAUACUACAAGCCGAGUGGACACUACGGUCUGUGAUUCGAGGAGACGAGGCAAUGAAUCAGCUCGGCUUUAGUUUGGCGACCAAUCACGAUGGCAGCUUUGUUGCCGUCAGUCAGCCCACGGCCGACAGUCGGCGUGGAAUGCUCACCAUUUACGAAUGGGAUGGUGGUGAGUAUGAGUAUCGCGAACGGCAAGUGUUGACGGGCGAUCAGACGACGGAUCACUUUGGCAUUUCGGUGAGUCUCAGUAAUGACGGCAAGCGGUUGGCUGUUGGCAGUCCGUACUACUCUUCCAGGGCCGUACCGGGCCAAUCGGCAUCCAAUCUUCGAGGACAAGUUCAAGUGUUUGAGUACUCGGAAAGUGAGGAAGAGUACCAACUGAUGCAGACGAACAAUGGCGGAUUUCGUCUUUUGGGUAGCUCCCCUUUGGACUGGUUUGGCUGGUCUGUCUCACUGAGCCCUGAUGGUGGGUUCUUGGCCGUUGGCGCUCCCAGAAACACCGAGUUUGGGGGUUACGUGCAGUGCUUUCAAUACAAUGGCAACGUUUGGGAUUCCAUGGGUGCUCCCAUUAUGAAUACAAUCGCCCCAGUCAAACUAGAUGACAGAUGGGGUCAUGCGAUUAGCCUCACAACAACAGGUACAACCACCACCAGCGAAGAUGCAUUUGUAACAAGAGUUGCCAUUGGUGCUCCGUGGAAAGACACGGGCAACACGCUGAACAGUGGCAUGGUGGCCAUCUACGAAUGGUCGGGUUCCACUUGGCUGCUCGACACGGAUGGAGCUUUGGGGAGCAUCCUGACAGAGGAUGAACCUGGAUUUUAUCAUCAGUUAGGCUACUCUGUACACAUGCAGGGAGAUACUGUUGCCGUUGGCGUCCCUGGUUGGGACAAUCGUCGAGGAUUGUUGCACAUCUUUUGGCUGAGCCAUGCAUUUUCCAACGUGCGCAGUACCAGUGCCUGGGAGCAUUUGUCCAACCCAGCAGCGGGAGAAAACGAAGGCGACGAUUUUGGAUUUUCGACGAGUCUGGCGGUGCAAACGAACAGUGACCAAGAGCCUUCUUCCAUGAUUGUUGCCGCUGGGGCUAUCAUGGUCAGUGAUUCCCAGCCCGAGGCAGCUGGAUACGCGAAAGUGUUUCAGAUUGGGGAAUCCCAGUAGUUCCUGAAACCUUGUAUUGUAAAUCCCUCGCCAUAGCUUGCGAUGUUUUCCCAGUCAACCAAUCCUAAGAAUAGUAGUAGUAGUAGGUGUAAAAUAGGACAGGUAGCGCCGAAGAAUCAAAACGAUCCAAUAUGCCACCAUGUCCUGGCAACAGCUUUCCAGAGUCUUUGACACCUCCUUGUCGCUUGGUUGAGCUCUCCCACAAGUCCCCCACAAUGGCUAGGAUGGAAAGGAUUAGACCCAACGAUAUUCGUUCAGUCAGUGAGAGGCCCUCUGUGGCCAUGCCGCUGCUAUCCAUACUACUACUUUCCAUCCAGGUGGAACUGGCAGCAAGUUCCCGAAAGAGGACCAGACCUUGCCAGAGAAAGGGCCAACAAACACAGGUCAAACAUCCAGCCAUGAGUCCACCCAACACACCCUCCACAGAUUUGGCGGGUGAUAUCUUUACAAGCCAUUGUGGCGGUGGUAUGCGGUUAUCCGGGGCCUGUAUGGACUUGGACAAACGGCCCACAAUCAAGGCACCAGAAUCGCAGUUCCAUGCCACAGACAAGAGAAAGGUGGUAGCACCAAAAUCUUGACACAGGAAAUUCCACACUCGCAUGGGUAUGGUGAGGAAUAAGAGUCCCUUGAGGACAUGAUUUGACAUGGAGCUGUUGUGGGUCUCUGUCAACGAGUAGAAACAGGAGAUUACCACCAAGGCAAAGAGAAACAGUUUGUCGUCUUCUUUUGAGCAAUUUGAAGCCAAGCAGCUCACAAGAGGAAAUAUAACCAAAGAGGUACUCCUUUGAUGUUUUACUAUAUUGUCCUUCUUGGGAGGCUCAAGGGAUGGAGGGGCUAAACCCAGCCAUUCCCACGCAGCACAAAGAUGAAUGAUCUGAAGCACGCACCAAGACAAAAAAGGACGAGAAGCUACCACGCCGAUGAGAGGAAGCCCAAUCACAAGGACUGCUGCUCGUCUUGGAAGAUCCGACCACAGGCCGCCAUUUGCCUUUGGAGGAGACAUACUAGUGGUACUAGAUUUGGAAGUGGACAUGGUUGGAUGGAUUUGAGAAGGUGGUUGUCAUUGAUCUUGUGGCUAGCUUGUGCUAGUGUGGUCUUGUGGUCGUGGCGUGCCUGCAUAUAGUAAUAAUAAUAUAUUCAUACGCCCCCUGGGUCGUCUCCGUUUCCAUAAAUCUUUUAUUACCAACACCUAACUCCCUUUAUUGAAACAGUAUUCGCGCGCUCCGCGCGCUCAUCCCUUUCAGCUUCGCCCCGAGCCCCCCUCAUUCAUGCGAAAAAUGUGAAGAACGCAAGGCGACUUUCAUGUGCAUGUACAUGCGUUGACUGAGCCCCGAAACUGCUCCCUCGUCAUUCAUGCAAAACAUGUAUGUGAUCCCUCAUUCAUGCGAAAAAUGUG